This is a messenger RNA of Argiope bruennichi, 601 nucleotides long. Its product is annotated as NADH dehydrogenase [ubiquinone] 1 alpha subcomplex assembly factor 2-like. The record is from RefSeq and is a predicted model, not a curated record. Bases 146 to 580 code for a protein of 144 amino acids. NCBI's taxonomy places the organism in Eukaryota, Metazoa, Arthropoda, Arachnida, Araneae, Araneidae. Gene Ontology annotation, cellular component: membrane. Gene Ontology annotation, biological process: mitochondrial respiratory chain complex I assembly. The transcript has 6 exons.
CUUUGACCUUAUCGUUUCCAUGCUGCUGGAAAAUGUAAACAAACAUUGAAGUGAAAACUACUACUUGUGCAAGAAAGACAUAAUACCUAAUACCUCGCAUUAUAUAAUUUUUACAUACUUUUUCUUACCUGUAUCCAUCUCUAAUAUGUCACAAGGAAGAAGUGUGUGGCGAAUGAUUAUUAAUAAUUUUAUAAAGUCAUUUAAAUUGUUACCCCCAGAUGGAAAACUAGUAGGCCAAGACCAUUUAGGAAAUAAGUAUUAUGAAGCUUCUGCAAAUCGCCAUUCAAUGAGAAAAGCAGGAAAUCGUUGGUUUGAGCCUAAAGUAGAAGGAGAAUGGCAGCAAAAUUUGCCUGCUGAAUGGGAAGCAUGGCUUCGAGGGCGACGUCGAGAUGCACCAACUGAAGAAGAAGUAAUGCAAAAUUUAGCACUUGCUCAAACGAAGAAGAUAAAAGGAGAUGAAAUUGCUGCUAGAGAUCAGGCUGCAUCACAUUCCAGUACUCUUGAAGAAAAACCAAGAUUUCCCAAAUUGGAAGAUUAUGAAAAAGAACCCGGACAAUUUUCUGAUAGAAAAACUUAUUAAAAUGAAUUUAAAUACAGAUAA